GGCUGUGAAGUAGUGUAUUUUACUUUCCUGUCGCUCACAGUCUGAGGCCUUUUCACACUUUUGAGUUUUUGAAGUCAUAACGACAAGGGGAGAAAAAAACGAUGGCUUCGGACUCCUGGGCCCAGGCAGUGGACGAACAAGAGGCGGCGGCGGAAUCAAUUGGAAACCUUCAAUUAAAAGACACGCCUGGAGAAAACGGAACAUCUAUACCUUCAGCAGGCGGUACUGUUGCAAAGUCAGGAGAUAAGACUUCAGGAGACAAGACGACAGAUGAAGAUGAAAGUGAAGAUAAAGCGGCCCAGUCGUUGCUGAACAAGUUGAUCAGAAGUAAUCUUGUCAACAACACAAAUCAAGUUGAAGUGCUUCAAAAGGAUCCCAACUCUCCACUGUACUCUGUCAAAUCUUUUGAGGAGUUGCGACUGUAAGUGUAUAU
Messenger RNA from Hippocampus comes (tiger tail seahorse), 433 nucleotides. Its product is annotated as ATP-dependent RNA helicase DDX19B-like. The transcript has 4 exons. The record is from RefSeq and is a predicted model, not a curated record. Lineage: Eukaryota; Metazoa; Chordata; Actinopteri; Syngnathiformes; Syngnathidae. The coding region runs from base 102 to 425 and encodes 107 amino acids.